CUUCAUCAACCAUAUCGCAAUUCUACAACAACUGACCACCACCCCUCCCCGAUGGUAUGGUCCGGGCAUGAUGGACGCCCCCGCGCCGCCGCCCUCCUCCUCUUCCUUCUCCGCUGCCCACUACUUUCCGGCACGGCGCCGGGUGUGGCAGGCUUGCACCAACUGCCGGGCCCGCAAGACACGCUGCGAUGCCGCGAAGCCCAAGUGUAGCUUGUGUAUGGCGCAGGAUGUCGAGUGCAUCUACCGCGACUCGAACCAGCCGCGCAUCGAGCAGAACACGAGGAUCCUGCUGGAGCGCAUCCAGAUGCUCGAGGACCGUCUCUUCUCCUCGCCAGUCUUUACGGUACAACAACAGACGCAGCAGCAGCCUGCGAGCAUAUCCCCGCCGCCCCAAGCCGCGCGGCAUCCAACAACGCCGGGAUCGGCACCGGCGUCGGGGUCGCGAACGCAGACUGUGGCAACACAUGAUGCACAUGAUGCACAUGAUGCCCAUGAUGAAAGAGGCCGUCCCGGACAGGAAGACGCUGGGAACGCAAUCCAAUCGGAUGGAAGCUCUCAAAUCCCUAUCCCCCUAUCCCACACGGCGAAUGCCAACCAUGUGUUUGAGUGGCCCAUCGUCAAGCAGUUGUUGUCGGAGAUGGAAGAAUUCUCCUCACCAACGCCACCGCCGCUGCCACUGCCGUCAGCGAUACCGGGAGGGGUGCGGUUCACAGAAGCUACCGACGUCUUUUUCCACGGGGGAUCACACGAGGAACAGUUCAGGUUCCCUCCAGAGUCGUGGAGGCUCUUCCAAGACCGCAGUCUCCCCGUCUCCAUCGACGCGGCUGAUCGGUAUCGAAAGGCGAUCCACGAAUACUUCGCCGAGGUCAACAUCUUCUUUCCGCUGCUCGCGCUGGAGGACGUAGUAGCAACAUUCGACGAAGUAGUCGCCUCGGAGCAGACUGCCGGGACGCAUGUGUCGCCUCUGGUUGCGCCCUCGAGGUACUGCUUGCUGCUCCUCGUCCUGUGCCUGGGGUCGUUCGUCUGCACCGGCGCGAAUCGCAUCUCGCUUGACGAGACAGCGGGCCGGAGUGGAGGACAGCACCAUCGGCCCUCGGGCUCGAGCAUAUUCGCAGACUUCCCCGGACUUGACGAGCUGUUGUGGCGCAAGUCGAGAUUGCUUCUCGGGUUCGUUUCGUCCGAGAUCACCCUCGAGGCAGCACAAUGCACGAUGCUUGCAAGUUUAUACAUGAACGCAAACGGUCGGGUGGCAGAUUCCUUUCACUGGGCUCAUGCUACCGCUGUCAAGUGCGAGGCGCUCGCGAGAAGAGGGGUCCUCUGCACAGAUGACACCGAACGCUACUCGGACACCUUUCGCAGGCUGUUCUGGGUAUCGCUGAUCUACGAGGGCGACUUCGUGUCGGAGAUAUCCAUCACCUUGCCGUCCGGCAUAGCGAGAUACGAGGACGUGGUGCCAUAUCCGGCCCCGGAAACGCCCAAGCACCACGGAGACUACUACUACCACCGCCACGCCGCCACGACGACGGUCCCGACACCAGACGCCGACGCCGACGCCCCGAGCCCUGCCUCGACGUCCUUCUACCGGACCGAGGAGCUCGUCGCGUUCCAGAUCAGCACCAACGCCGCCAUCCGGCGGUUCCUGAACCGCGUCAACAGCGUCGUCUACGACAGCAAGGACCAGUUCCGCAUGACCCGCGCCAGCUACGCCGACUGGCUGCUGCGCAUCACCGCGGACCUGUGGUCCUACCACGGCGCCCUCUACCGCAACCUGCCCGACUUCCUGCUGACGAGCCAGCCGAGGAGGAGGCCCCCCGGCCCCCCCGACCACGAGGGUGUCUCGAGCUCGUCGCCGGCGGCGGCGGCGGUGACGACGCCGGGCAUCAUCCGGGUCGAGGAGCUCGGCAACAACCCGUGGAACGUGCUGCGCCUCAAGGGCCGGUACUACGCCGGGCAGUACAUCAUCCACCGUCCCUUCAUCGAGUACGUGAUGCUCAACGUGGCGCACUUUGAGACCCAUCCGUGCAAGGGGGCGAUCCUGGAGAGGUGUAGAAUGUGUCUGGAGGGUUGCAAGGGAUUCAUCAACGUUUUCGACAUCGACCCGGCCAACAGUAUGACGGGCCUUUUUGCAACCGGCAUGGUGACAUUCACAAUGGUUGUCAUCUUGCGCGUGGCGACCAUGUGCGGCGUCUUCCGGGAGGUUCUGCCUCCGGAUAUCGAACAGGCCAUGUUUGUUGGCACGCGGAACCUGCGGCGGUUCAGCAUCAGCGUGAGAGAGUUUGAGUGGCAUCUGGGAGUCCUGGACAGGCUCGAAGCGGCCUGCAAGAACAGGAUGGCGGCGGCGUAGCCCGAGGGGUCGCAAAACAAAACAUUUGUCGUGGAUCAUUUCAUCAGAUCUCAAAGCCGCUUACGGCUCUAAGAUUUCUCAAAAGUGAAGAAGAGGAUAUGAUAUAGUGACACUGUCUGGGAAAGUUGAUAAUAACCUUGAUUCAAGCAAGUCUACAAGAGUCCCCCCGAGUAACAAUAACGCCGAUUGUAUGCAGCACACAAAAUGCCUCGUCUCCCGAAAGAACAGAAAAAAGGAAGAGAAAAACAACAACCACGCUUUACGAAGCAACAGCGACAGGCGUCCCGCCGGCCUGUGCAAGCGUCUUCCUCUUCUUCUCGUCCGGCGCCAGCUCGAACACCCCGACGCCAGAGACCGUCUCCUUGGGCCCGGCGCCCCCCUCCCUCUCGGCCUCGGACGGGAUCACCUUGCCCUCCAGCCUCUCGUCCCCGGGCCGCAUGGGCGCGUACAGGCUCAGCAGCUCGUUCAGCCUCCCGCGCCGCACGCAGUUCUCGAACUUCCAGCUGGCGGCCAGCUCGUCGAGCUCCGCGAGCGUCUUGCCGCGGAAGCAGUCGGCCCACUCGGGGAUCA
Colletotrichum destructivum is the source of this 2914-nucleotide messenger RNA. Its product is annotated as Putative zn(2)Cys(6) fungal-type DNA-binding domain-containing protein. The transcript is spliced from 4 exons. Gene Ontology annotation, biological process: regulation of DNA-templated transcription. Gene Ontology annotation, molecular function: DNA-binding transcription factor activity, RNA polymerase II-specific; zinc ion binding. Lineage: Eukaryota; Fungi; Ascomycota; Sordariomycetes; Glomerellales; Glomerellaceae. The coding region runs from base 68 to 2344 and encodes 758 amino acids. The record is from RefSeq and is a predicted model, not a curated record.